Galleria mellonella (greater wax moth) is the source of this 5447-nucleotide messenger RNA. RefSeq names its product GTP-binding protein Di-Ras2. Bases 364 to 993 code for a protein of 209 amino acids. The transcript is spliced from 4 exons. Gene Ontology annotation, cellular component: plasma membrane. Gene Ontology annotation, molecular function: GDP binding; GTP binding; GTPase activity. Gene Ontology annotation, biological process: signal transduction. Lineage: Eukaryota; Metazoa; Arthropoda; Insecta; Lepidoptera; Pyralidae. The record is from RefSeq and is a predicted model, not a curated record.
UCUAAUCUGAGCUUCAGCUUAGACUCACAGAAAGUUUUCACCAGAGGUUCAUAGCAUUUUCAGUUUCAUUUUAUACCUAUACUUACAUAUGUUUAGGUAAUUGUGUAUUGUGUUGGUCUGGUGGUUGGUGACUCUUGUUGAUUUCAUUCAGUUGAUAGGGCGUUUUGAAAGAAUUAAAAAAAAAAAAAACUAAAUAAUGUUUUUGUAUCUAGUUACACGAUAGCAAUAAAAUACAUUUUGUAGUUUUCUUGCAGUAGGAAAUGAAAUGUUCUAAUAAUUAUCAUCAGUAAAAUGCUCUAGAUCACAAUUUUGUGUAUGUUAUAAUCAGUAUUUAAUUGAUUCAACAAAAUUCAAGAAUACGUUAUGCCGGAGCAAAGCAAUGAUUAUCGUGUCGUAGUUUUUGGAGCUGGUGGUGUGGGUAAAAGCUCCCUUGUUCUUCGUUUUGUAAAAGGCACUUUUAGAGAAUCCUACAUUCCAACGAUCGAAGAUACGUACAGACAAGUAAUAAGCAGCAACAAAACGAUAUGCACACUACAAAUCACUGACACAACAGGAUCUCACCAAUUUCCAGCAAUGCAAAGAUUAUCCAUUAGCAAGGGUCAUGCUUUUAUAUUGGUUUAUUCUGUCAGUAGUCGACAGUCUUUAGAAGAGUUAAAACCAAUAUGGCAGACGAUAAAAGAAAUAAAGGGCACAGAUUUGCCAAACAUACCAGUGAUGUUGGCAGGUAACAAAUGUGAUGAAAGCCCUGAAAUCAGAGAGGUAUCUGCAGCAGAGGGUCAGGCACAAGCACAAGCGUGGGGUGUCUCAUUCAUGGAAACAUCAGCUAAAACAAACCAUAAUGUGACACAGCUGUUUCAGGAACUUUUAAAUAUGGAGAAAAAUAGAAACGUCUCUCUUCAAGUAGACGGCAAAGGGAAGAAAAAGAAAGAUAAGGUAGUAAAGGACGGUGGCGAAGCGUCAGCCAGCGGGAGGGAGAAAUGUCUUGUUAUGUAAUUACGCUAAUAAAUAGUUGUGUGAGUAUUCGAAUACAUAAGAUAAAAUAAUUUUGAUUCUAGUCAUUAAAUCCAUGUCGCAAAUGAAUGAAAGCACGAUAUAGGAUAAGUAUUGUAAUGCAUUUAAAUUAACGAAAUUGUAGUACCUAAUAUUAUUAUGCCUUUUAAAUAAUAUUGAUUUCCAUUUUAAUGGAGCUUGAAAUUACCAAAUUGCAUAUUUUGCUAUAUAUUAAAAUUAAGUUAUUUACACUAGUUACAUAAUAAAUAAUGACUGACGACGUAAUAGAGAUGAGACAAUUCCGUAUAAUUGUUAGUGUGAAAAUACAACGAAAUAAAGGUCAUUAGGUGACUAAAUGUUAAUAAAUUUUAUGGUAUUAAUAAAUCAACAAUUAUUCAAGUUCAUUUUUUACUAGAUAUUGAUAAACUUUUUAAUUAAUACAAUUCAAUAUUUGACAUGCGUUUAUCAAUAAUGUAUUUAUUAAAGUUGUUAAUAAUAAUUUUUUAUUUACAUUGUAUUUAUAUUUUUUAUGUUAAGAAAUGAAACAGAUAAUGUCAUGGUGGGAAAUAUUAUUUGUGCCAAAUUGUAGAUGUAUGUAUUUCUUGACUUUGGCUCACCAAAUUAUUCUUCAUUUCAUUAUCAACAGGUUUCAAUUCAUUUACACAGGUUCCAUUGGAUUUUUAUACAUAACCCAUUCAGAUAGGGGUGCUGUGGGUCUGUCAGGAAUUUUAUACAGUUGCAUGUCUAUUUAAUUAUCUACAAAUUGUCGAAUCUACAGCUUGUUUGUUAUAUAAUGAAGAAAAUUUCGUCACAUUCAAUCCAAAUGAUCACAAAUAACAAAAUUUAGGAAUCAUGGUUUUCAGUUUUUGUAUGAAUUAUAUGUAUAACAGUUUUGACCUUUCUAUGAUUGUAUUAUAUUAUGCACAGAAAAUUAUAGCAAAUUACAAAUACAAAAGCUACUACACAAUAUAAGUUCUCACUAACAUUAAUUCAUAAAUAAAAAACAAAAUUAAAAUAAUUGAAUAUUAAAUAGAAUAAAAAAAAAUUAUCUCGACACAAGAGUAAUUUAUCAAAUUAGCGAAAAGUGAAGAAAUUAAUUAUAACUUUUAGUUGUGGUGUACCUUUUAUGAAUAGUAGCGUGUAAAUAUCAUUCAUUAUAUCAUCUUGCAUUCUACCAUCUUUGUUAAUCGUGACAUAAAUAGUAUGGGACCAAAGUGGAAAUAAAACCUGUCGAUUGCAAAAAAAAAAAACCCUCAAAAUAGAUGCAGAAUAGACGAAAAUAUAGCCUAAUAUACAUAUAUAAAAACAUAAUGGAAUUGUGAACUCAUUUUGAAGUAGUUAAAAAAAUUGCCGAUGAAUAUUUACAUAGGUACUUAAUAAUAAAUAAAUACCCAACGAACAUGCUACACAGCGCUAUCUAGUCCCAAACUAAGUAAGCUUAUAUUGUGGUUAGGCAAUUUGAUAGACAUACACAUUUUUUUUUUAAAUAAAGCACUCAGUCAUAUUCCUUCUUAAAAGGUCGAAAACACUAGCAAUUUCUCCGAUGUUGCGGGUGUGGCUAUAGGUGGCGGCAAUCAUUUUUUUUACAACUCAGGGGCAAACGAGCAUGCGGCUCACCUGAUGGUAAGUGACUAACGCCGCCCAUGAUCACCCACAACACCAACGGUAUUGCAGGUGUGCUGCCGGCCUUUUAAAAAGAAAUAUGCUCUUUUCUUGAAAGUUAUGUUGUAUUACUACAUUUAAGAUCAAGUAAGUCACUCGUGCUGGUUUGUCCCCUAUGUUAUAAAAAAGACCAAUAUAAAUAUUCUUAUGAAUGAAAACAUAUAGGUAUAUUAUAUUGGAAUCGAAUUAGCGAGUAUCAGAAGGCAACCUGUUUUAUCGCUAUACCACAAGGUCGUCAUUUCAUAUUAUUGUGAUAACUUCGACUUAGAAAGUGAAAUAAGCCUUAUUUCAUUAAAGUGUUCAGAUCACACUUAGAUUAAAUGUAAACAAAAUAUAUCUUACGAUGACAUUAUCAUUUUUUGGUUACGAUUUUUAAACAUGCAUUAACUAUUGCAUUGGAACGUCGUAAACAUUGUAAAUUAACUCUAGUCAUUAUUAUAAAGUAGCGGUCGCUAGUUAAAAAUGCACUUUAUUUAAUUAAUAUCAUUCACGACAUAUCCAAUUAGAUUUGUCCAUAUAAUAUAAAGUUUUAUCUAGUCAAUAACCAUUACUGCGUAUGUAUCUCAUAGUGAGGUAAUGUUAAUAAUUCGAGUUACGGCGCCACUUAGUUCGUAUUAAUAAGAAAUACAUAGUUUGAGAAAUUAAUGUAUUGUUAAUAUUGUUUCUAUUGUAUUUGUCUGCACAAACCCAUAGAGGGUUUUGCAGUCAGAAAAAAUUUUAAUCGAAUCAAAUGGCCUUAGUUUUUUCUUGGUCAUAUUCUGGGUAUUAAUUUUCUGGUAUUGCACAUUAGUACCUAAUACAUAUUACAAUAAUGUUUAUUUUGUAGUGUAAUUUGUAUUGACUUAUUUGCUUGUUGGUUAAAGUUGUAAUUAUAAUAAAAAUUGUUAAACACUAAACUGUUAUAGCUGGACCAAAGUUGUUUGAUGUUGAAUGAUGUAAGUUUACUAUGUAGUUUAUAUUUUAUUUCGUGCCUGUUAUUAUACUUUUCUCACUUGUGUUAAUUUUCAUCUUUACCAUUUCAAAUCCUAUUUAUUGAUAAAUCUAUGUACUCUAUACAUGGUUUUUUAGAGAAACUACCACAAUCUGCUAAGGUAUAAAAUAUAACUAUAAAUAUACAAUAUACUUAAAUAUAAAUGUGUGAGAAAAAAGUAUUUCUAUAAUAAGAACUAGGAGUUUAUCAUUUUGUUAAGUUUGCUCAUGUGCCCGGUAGUGGAAUGUUCGAAAUUGUCAUUAAGUAAUUUCUGAUAAUGAUUUUGAAUAAUUAAUAUUUGUUCUUACUAUGUUGUUGAUAUAAUUUAGUUAUAUGCACUAAACUUGUAUUAUUCGAAGGCGCUGAACCACCAGAGUAAUGUAGUGAUUUCUCUUAAAGCCUAUCAACUCAAGGCCCACCGAUAUUACUCAUUUAUAACAACAUCGGAAAUUCCUAUUAACAAAAUUAUAGUACUAAACUGCAUUUUUUAAAGAAAUAAUAAUUGUUUAAUCACAUCUUAUCAAGUACGAUUAAAAAAUUAUAUAGCAAUUUCGUUAUAAUCGAAUAUUAGGGGGCCUUAUUAUUUUGAAUUUGUCAAAACUGUUUCUAAAAUGUUUCAAAACCUUGAUCUGUAACAAAAUUAGAAUGGCGUAUCGCUAUAAUCAUUAUAACUAUCUUUUAAGAUGGUGCCCAUUAUAUUACAUGGCAAUAAUAUAGUAGAUAAUAGUUUUCAUCUUAGCAUUGAAAUGUUAUAGUUAUCUUGAUAACUAAAUAAUCAUAGAAACAUUAAUUACAUAGAAUAAAAAUAUCGCUGUCUGUUAAUUUUAUACAAUCAAACAUAAAAAUUUGUUGUCGUAAGUACAUAAACAUAAUAUUUCUAUAAGAUUUUAAGGAAAAAUGUAUUAUUUUGACCGUAGCCAAUUGAUUUUUUAUACUUACCACAAAUCGUUUUUCGGAACAUUCGUAUUGUUUAAAAAUCACUUAAGAGAUACCCUCAUGUUCUGAUUUGUUAAAUUUUGUCUUAAUAAUAAUAAUUAUUUAUACAGAGCGUAUCAGAAUAAACAAAAAUCAUUGUUUGGUAUGAUCAUAUGAGUUAUAAAUGUAUCUAUUAUUGAUUUUAGUACCUUCAUUCUGCUUACAAUGUUAGUGUAAAGAAAAAUAAUGUUAAAAAAAAAUCAGGAUCUUUUAGAGUCAUUUGAAUAAUUUGUUACUAUGUAAAAUAAAUAAUGCCUAUAUAAAUUUCGUGUUGAUUUAUGUAAUUAAUGAGGUUUAAUUACUUCUCAAAACUUUAAAAUAAUGUAAUAAAAUAAUUUACUUUAGAUCUGUCAUUAAUGUACUAAAAAUAUUUCAUAUAAAGUUAUUUCUUGUCAAUCCCUUAAGCAAGACUAAAUAAUUCACACCCAUGUAGACUAAUUAGUUAUGCUAAUAUGUCAUGCAAUCCUAUUUGUAAUCAAUAGUAAAGUAGUAUAAAAGCAGCUUCUCAAACUAUUGACUGGAAGCUAUGUUCAAAAUGAGCAAGUGUGUAGGCUGUUAUUCCUAACAGUCACUCAAACAAUAGUUCUAAUUGUUUUAUUACAACGGUUUUUGUAAUGCGCUUGCAGAUAUUGUUAACCAAUACUAGCAGUGCAGAAUGUAUCUUUCUACUACAAAGUUAAAUUAAAAUUACAAAUUGCUUUAUCAUACACAGCUCGAUCAUAUUUUGUAUAAAAUAGGUAUCUAUUGCUUAGAAUUUCAAUUGAAUGUCUUCAAUUAUUACGAUUAUAUUUCUGAAACAAUCUUGUGACACUUCUAAGGCAUCACAAAAUUAAAAGAAUUAAAGUACUGU